This is a messenger RNA of Tinamus guttatus (white-throated tinamou), 2522 nucleotides long. The record is from RefSeq and is a predicted model, not a curated record. NCBI's taxonomy places the organism in Eukaryota, Metazoa, Chordata, Aves, Tinamiformes, Tinamidae.
GGAAGGAUAUGUAAGGGCUUUAGAGUUCAAGGCAUUCGGUGGAGUCUUCUCGGGGAAGAUGUCGGCUUUGACGAUGGAAGCCCGUUGUCUAGACAAGAGAGGAAGCUUCUUUAAGCUCAUUGACACAAUCGCCUCAGAAAUCGGAGAACUGAAACAGGAGAUGGUGCAGACAGAUCUCGCCCUGGAGGAUGAACCCGCUGCUUUGCAAAGCCGAGUAAAGGAAAUGGAUAAUGUCUCUCCUGAGAAAAAGGAUGUAAAAGGCUGUCCCCGGGACUCUGGCUAUGACAGCCUGUCCAACAAGCUCAGCAUCUUGGACAAGCUUCUCCACACUCACCCCGUGUGGCUGCAGCUGGGCCUGAACGAUGCUGAAGCCACGGAGAUCCUGCAGACCCAGCCGCCCGGGAUAUUUCUGGUUAGGAAAUCAGCAAGACUGCAGAAAAAGGUCAUUUCUCUGCGCCUGCCUGGUGAAUGCGGGUCCUGCCUGAAAGAAUUUGCAAUUAAAGAAAGCACAUACACCUUUUCCUUGGAGGGCUCUGGAAUAAGUUUUGCUGAUCUAUUCAGGCUCAUUGCUUUCUACUGUAUUAGCAGGGAUGUCCUGCCGUUCACCCUGAAGUUGCCUCAUACUAUUGCAGCAGCAAAGACAGAAGCUGAACUUGAAGAGAUUGCUCAGCUCGGACUGAAUUUCUGGAGCUCCCCGGCUAACAGUGACCCCCCGGCUCCUUCGCCUCCAUCCCGGCCCGCUCCCGCAGACGCCGCUCGGAAGGACGGGCGCCAGCUCUGCCUCAUAAAUGGCGUGCACGCGAUCCGGACCCGCACGCCCUCGGAGCUGGAGUGCAGCCAGAGCAACGGCGCGCUCUGCUUCAUCAAUCCCCUCUUCUUAAAAGUGCACAGCCAGGACGCGAGCGGGAGCCUGAAAAGGCAGACCGCCUCCAAGAAGAGCCCGGCGGCGAACGGUGAGUCACCAGCGCCGUGGGAUGGAGGGCGGCAGAGGCUGAGCGACAUGAGCAUUUCCACCUCGUCCUCCGACUCGCUCGACUUCGACCGCAGCAUGCCCUUGUUCGGCUACGAGGGGGACACCGCCAGCAGCCUGGAGGACUUUGAGGGCGAGAGCGACCAGGAGAGCAUGGCCCCUCCUUUGAAGCCCAAGAAGAAAAGGAACAGCUCGUUCGUCCUGCCCAAGAUUGUGAAGUCUCAGCUGCGGAAAGUCAGCGGUGUUUUCAGCUCCUUCAUGACCCCCGAGAAGAGGAUGAUAAAGAAAAUCGCGGAGAUGUCCCAGGACAAGCGCACCUACUUCGGGUGCUUAGUGCAGGACUACGUGAGCUUUCUCCAGGAGAACAAGGAGUGCCACGUCUCCAGCACCGACAUGCUGCAAACCAUCCGGCAGUUCAUGACCCAAGUCAAGAACUACUUGGCCCAAAGCUCCGAACUUGACCCCCCGAUCGAAUCCCUGAUCCCGGAGGACCAAAUAGAUGUGGUGCUGGAGAAGGCCAUGCACAAGUGCAUCCUGAAGCCGCUGAAGGGCCACAUUGAAGCUGUCCUGAAGGAGUUCCACACUGCGGACGGAUCUUGGAAGCAGCUGAAGGAAAACCUGCAGCUGGUGCGGCAGAGGAAUCCUCAGGAGCUGGGGGUGUUUGUUCCCACGCCGGACUUUGUGGACGUUGAAAAGAUCAAAGUCAAGUUCAUGACCAUGCAGAAAAUGUAUUCACCUGAAAAGAAAGUCAUGCUGCUACUGAGAGUUUGCAAAUUGAUUUACACUGUGAUGGAGAAUAACUCAGGGAGGCUGUAUGGAGCUGAUGACUUCUUGCCUGUGCUGACAUACGUAUUAGCCCAGUGUGAUAUGCUAGAGCUGGAUACUGAAAUUGAAUACAUGAUGGAGCUGCUGGAUCCCUCGUUACUCCACGGAGAAGGAGGCUACUACUUGACGAGCGCGUACGGAGCUCUGUCCUUGAUCAAGAACUUCCAGGAGGAACAAGCUGCCCGGCUGCUGAGCUCGGAAGCCAGAGAUACCCUCCGGCAGUGGCACAAAAGGAGGACAACUAACAGAACGAUACCUUCAGUUGAUGAUUUUCAGAAUUACCUUCGAGUUGCAUUCCAGGAAGUUAACAGUGGAUGUACAGGAAAGACCUUGCUAGUAAGACCAUACAUCACUACGGAAGAUGUGUGCCAGCUCUGUGCUGAGAAGUUUAGAGUGGACAAUCCAGCAGAUUACAGCCUCUUCCUUUUUGUUGAUGACACCUGGCAGCAACUGACAGAAGACACCUACCCGCAGAAGAUCAAGGCCGAGCUGCACAGCCGCCCGCAGCCCCAGGUCUUCCACUUCGUCUACAAGCGCAUCAACAGCGAUCCCUAUGGUGCCAUUUUCCAAAACAACGACGAUCCUGCUUCUUAAAACCAGCAGCUUGUUGUUGAAUUCAUGUUGCUCGUUAGCUAAAAACGCCUUUGCCGCCUACCUGGGGAGGUAAAACAGGGUAUGCAGGUCUUAAACCACAGAUGCCUAGUAAAACACGUGCCGACGCUUGUAG